Molecule: messenger RNA, 1970 nt
Organism: Onychostruthus taczanowskii (white-rumped snowfinch)
Lineage: Eukaryota; Metazoa; Chordata; Aves; Passeriformes; Passeridae
Gene: RILP
Product: Rab interacting lysosomal protein
Exons: 8
Coding region: 4-1206 (400 amino acids)
Biological process (GO): cilium assembly
Cellular component (GO): ciliary basal body; cytoplasm
Molecular function (GO): protein dimerization activity
Source: RefSeq, a predicted model, not a curated record
GCCAUGGCGGAGCCGCUGUGGCGAACGCCGCCGGCGCGGCUGGCCCCGCCGCACGUCUAUCGCAUGGCGGGAGCGCUGGGCGCCGAGCUGCGCCGCCUCUCCGCCCGCUUCGGGCCCGACGCCGUGGCCGGGCUGGUGCCGCCCGUGGUGCGGCUGCUGGAGCUGCUCGAGGCGCUGGUGGCCCCGCCGGGCGCUGAGGGGGAGGCGGCGGCAGCGCCGGCCGGGCCGCAGGAGGCGGAGGACCCGGAGCAGAGGCUGUGGGAGGCCGAGCGCCGGGAGCGAGCCCUGCACGGCCGCCUGGCCUGCCUGGAGGAGCAGAACCGCCAGCUCCUGGGGCAGCUUGCCGAGAGCCAGUCCCAGGAAGACAGCACGGCACGGAAGGAGCGGGAGGUGAUGCUGCGGCUGAAGGAGGUGGUGGACAGACAGAGGGACGAGCUCCGUGCCCAGGCCCACGAGAUCGUCUGCAAGAGCCGGGACACGGAGGCGCUGCAGGAACAGCUCCAUCGCUUCAUGGCCAUGAACGAGGAGCUGCGGCACAAGGUGGCCGUGGUGCAGGCCCAGCUCAAGAGUGCUCUGGAGCAGAAGUCAGACCUGGAGGCUGCGAUGCUGCAAAGCCAGAGGGAAACAAGCAGGAGGAGCAGGACAGCCUUGGAGAGCCGGCAGCCAGAGCCUGGCAUGGAGGGAGCCCUGUCACCCUCAGAGGAGCCGCAGCACCUGGAUGAGGGCAGGAGCCCUGCUCACUGCUGCUUCUCCAAGGAAGAGCUGCAGCAGAUCCUGCAAGAGAGGAAUGAGCUCAAGACCAACCUGUUUUUGGUGCAGGAGGAGCUGGCCUAUUACCAGAGGGAGCUGCUGAACGAGGAGAGAAUUCCCAGCUUCUUCCUGGAUGCAAUGAAGUCAAAUAUCAAAAAGCAGAGGAAAAAAAUCAGAGCCAAAAUGCUGGGAACGACGGAGGAGUCGGCAAGCAGUGAUGAAGAGGAGGGCUCCUGGCUCCCAGGUCAUGGCACAGACUGUGUGGAUGCUCAGCCUCCAGAAUCCAAAAUCAGGAGCUUUUUUGGGCUGUGGUAUCAGGGCAGCAGCAAAGACCCCUCCACAUCCCGCUGCUCUGGAACCUGGGAAAUCAUUGACUCACUGGACACACAGCUGGAGCCAGAGGGAGAGAGCAAGGCAGGGCCCAGCUGCCCUGACAGAGCCACAGCACCACUCUGACCCCACGGGAGCAGGAUCUGUCCUCGCAGCAGACCUUCCUGGAUCCUCUUCUUCCUGUGGAUUCAAGAGCAGCACAGCAGCCCUGGCACUUCCCUGUGCCGUGGUGGUGGCAAAGCUCCAGCUUGGGCAGGUUCCUGCAAACCCACUGGGACACCUGGAUGUGGGCUGCCAGCCUGGCAUGGGACAGCUCAGCACCUCUGGGCAUCUCUGCCCACCAGCCACCCUUUCACUGUGCCCACAGUUUAGCUACAGAGGGGCCCUCUCAGCUGUGCCCCCUCCCCACUGCUCCCUGCUUGCAGCUCAGCAUGGUGGGGGUCUGCACCCUCUUCAUUCUCCACACCCCAAAAGGGAUCUUUCAUCCCCUGGUGGCUCUUUGCAAAGCCCUCUGCUCACAGCCCACCAUUCCAUUGCCCCAUCCUGCUCUGUGGGUGUUUUACCUCACUCCUUUCUCCCCAAUCCCUGCAAUGUGAAGGUCCAGUUGGUGUGUCCUGGGGUCCCCACAUGGCUGGGAGGGGCUGAGCACACUGCACUGGGUGUCCAGGUGCUCCCGUGGCUGGGAGCCACCAGGAUCAGCACCACCAGGGCCACUCCUGCACUUCUCAGGCAUGGGGUGAAUCAGUUUUAUACUGGCACCUCUUCCUGCCACCUCUGGGACCUGGCAGACUGGAACAAUCCUUGUGUUCAUGGGGGCGAGUCAGUCCCCUCAGGUCAGGUACUUUCUACCUUUAAUUUGGAAAUAAAUCAGUCUCUUGUUUUUCCUCUGA